Messenger RNA from Colias croceus (clouded yellow), 2365 nucleotides. It is a transcript of the gene ThrRS, whose product is annotated as threonine--tRNA ligase 1, cytoplasmic. Gene Ontology annotation, cellular component: cytoplasm. Gene Ontology annotation, biological process: threonyl-tRNA aminoacylation. NCBI's taxonomy places the organism in Eukaryota, Metazoa, Arthropoda, Insecta, Lepidoptera, Pieridae. Gene Ontology annotation, molecular function: threonine-tRNA ligase activity; ATP binding. Bases 61 to 2217 code for a protein of 718 amino acids. The record is from RefSeq and is a predicted model, not a curated record. The transcript is spliced from 14 exons.
CAGGAAUUUAAACUUAUUUUUAGAUAAUAUAUAGUGCUAUUUUAUUACCAUAAUUGAGUGAUGUUAAGCUUAAUCAGUAUUCGUAGAGCCUUCGUGGUCCGCUUCAAAGGAGGCUACGCCACAUGGUCGAAAGCAAAAGCCAUGAAGGAAAAGAAAAAGAAAGAAGACGCAGGCUCGGGUGUUACCGAGCUUAAUCCAUGGCCUGAAUACAUUCAGAAGCGUUUGGAUCUCUGGGAUAAAUAUAAGGCUCAAUAUGAAGAAGAGCUUGCUUCAAAGCCUGAUGUCAGUGUGGUUGUCACUUUGCCCGAUGGCAAGACUGUGGAGGCAAAAGCAUGGAAAACUACCCCGUAUGAUGUUGCUAAAGGGAUUAGCACUGGUCUAGCGGACUCCACAAUCAUAGCACGCGUGAACGGCGUCCUCUGGGACCUGGACAGGCCGCUAGAAGGUGACUGCAAGCUGGAACUGCUGCGGUGGGACAAUACAGAUGCUCAGGCUGUGUUCUGGCACUCUUCAGCUCAUAUGCUGGGAGAGGCUAUGGAGAGGAUAUAUGGUGGAUGUCUUUGCUACGGACCACCGAUUGAAGAAGGCUUCUACUACGACAUGCAUUAUCCUGAGAAAGGGAUCUCUUCAACGGACUACCAAGGCGUAGAGACGCUAGUUAAAAAGAUAGCAAAGGAGAAACAACCAUUCGAACGCCUAGAACUAACCAAGGAACAGCUUUUAGAAAUGUUCGACUAUAACCCUUUCAAAGUGAGGAUCCUUAAGGAGAAGGUGAACACACCGAAAACCACGGUAUAUAGAUGUGGGCCCUUAAUAGAUUUGUGUAGAGGACCGCAUGUCAGACAUACGGGGAAAGUCAAGGCUUUUAAGGUUACUAAGAAUUCGUCAACUUACUGGGAGGGUAAAUCAGACGCAGAGUCUCUACAGCGCAUGUACGGAGUAUCUUUCCCCGAAACAAAACAAUUAAAAGAGUGGGAAACUAUACAGGAAGAAGCCGCGAAACGAGACCAUAGGAAGAUUGGCAGAGAACAAGAGCUAUUCUUCUUCCACGAGCUAUCGCCAGGCUCCUGCUUCUUCCAACCGCGCGGGGCGCACAUUUACAACACGCUUGUUGAAUUUAUUCGUGAACAAUACAGGGUCCGUGGUUUCCAAGAAGUAGUGACACCAAACAUGUAUAACGCCAAACUGUGGCAGACCUCAGGACACUGGGCACAUUACUCGGAGAAUAUGUUCUCGUUUGAUGUUGAGAAGGAAACGUUCGCUUUGAAACCUAUGAACUGUCCGGGCCAUUGCUUGAUAUUCGACAACCGCGUGCGUUCGUGGCGCGAGCUGCCGCUGCGGCUGGCGGACUUCGGCGUGCUGCACCGCAACGAGCUGAGCGGCGCGCUCAGCGGCCUCACGCGUGUGCGCCGCUUCCAGCAGGACGACGCGCACAUCUUCUGCGGGCCCGCACACAUCGAGCGCGAGAUGCUCGGCUGCCUCAACUUCCUGGAGGCAGUGUACACUACGUUCGGCUUCAGUUUCCAACUGAAAUUGUCCACGAGGCCGGAGAAGUAUUUGGGCGAUUUGGAAACCUGGAAUCAGGCUGAAAAGGCUUUAGAGGAAUCCCUGAACCGCUUCGGCAAGCCAUGGCAACUUAACCCAGGAGACGGAGCGUUCUAUGGUCCCAAAAUAGAUAUCACCAUACAAGAUGCCUUGCGAAGAUCGCACCAAUGUGCCACCAUACAGUUGGACUUCCAAUUGCCGGAGAGAUUCAAUUUGUCGUAUAUUAGCGAAACGGGCGAAAAGAAACGGCCCGUGAUCAUCCACCGCGCUAUCCUCGGCUCAGUGGAACGAAUGAUCGCCAUCUUGAGCGAGUCGUACGCGGGCAAGUGGCCGUUCUGGCUCAGCCCGCGGCAGCUCUGCGUCGUGCCCGUGGGACCCGCCUUCGAUGAUUAUGCGCUACAGGUGAACGAGCGUCUCCGUGCGGCCAAGUUCAUGUCGGAAGCGGACACGGACGCGGGCGACACGCUUAACAAGAAAGUGAGGAAUGCGCAGUUGGCGCAGUUCAAUUAUAUUCUCGUGGUCGGCGAACGGGAAAAAACCUCAGGCACCGUGAACGUUCGCACCCGCGACAACAAAGUGCAUGGAGAGAUGUCGAUAGACGGACUCAUAGAACAUUUGAAUAAACUCGUGCAAGAAAAAACGCUCUCAGACGAUACAGAUACACUAAAAUAAAUGUGGAAUUUAUGAAAUUGCUGGGAAUAUACGCAUUUUUUGAUAUUUCGUUGGUCGUUGGUCUAUUCGAUCUGUAGUAGAUCAUAUUAUAUGCAGUUACAUUUCAAUUUCAAAUAUUUUUAUUUAUUACUAGCGGUCCGCCCCGGCU